UGACGGCGAUUAGCGGCCAUUUUGCAUUUCCCCGAGGCCAGGGCCUGGUUAGCCUUGAAAAACUUUACCCAGAUCCCUUUUAUGAUAGCCCCGAGUCUGUUCGCCUGGCUGCCAUCCGGUCCUUGCUGACACACAAAGGACAAGCGGCACACACUGCGUAUGGGCAAUGCUCUUAAUUGCCUUUAAAGGGCCGUCUGCGAUUUUUGCCAACUUUUGCCAUCAUUUAUGCAAAGCGGAAAGCCAGCAUGUGGAAAUACCGAUGCACGCUGAUACGAGUGCCGGCACAGGCACAGGCACCGGCACCGGCACCGGCGGCAUUCAUGCAUCAGAGCCGAAACGAAUGAGAGGCCGAGACUCUUGACUUUGUUAAUUAAACAUAACGGCGCACAGCGCACAUCGCACAUCGCACAGCGCACAGGGAGCAAUUCUCAAGUGAAUAAUUCAACAACAGCAAGUGCCCGAAACUUAACGAAAACUUUUCAAAUUCAUUGAAAACUUCAUCCAGAAAAAUGUCACAAAUUUCGACUAUAUAAGCAGCCCGCCAGGGAGCCGCGGCACACACUGGCCCCAGGAUGGUCUUCAAGCUAAUACGACCAGCCCCGCUGACGGAGAAGGUGGGCUCUCGGGAUGGCUGCAUUUACCUGUUCAGGGCGAUGAAGUUCAUAGGCUGGGUGCCGCCCAAGUCUGGGGUGCUGCGCUACGUCUACCUCUUCUGGACGCUGAUGACGUUCGUGUGGUCCACCACGUACCUGCCGCUGGGUUUCCUGGGCAGCUACAUGACCCAGAUCAAGUCGUUCUCGCCGGGCGAGUUCCUCACCUCGCUGCAGGUGUGCUUCAACGCGUACGGGUCCUCGGUGAAGACGGCCAUCACCUACUCGCAGCUGUGGCGACUCAUCAAGGCCAAGGAUCUGCUGGACAAGCUGGAUCUGCGCUGCACCUCCGUCGAGGAGCGCGAGAAAAUCCACCGCGUGGUGGCGCUCAGCAACCACGCCUUUCUCAUCUUCACGUGCGUCUACUGCACCUACGCGGGGUCCACCUACCUCAGCUCGGUGCUGAGCGGGCGGCCACCCUGGCAGCUCUACAACCCCUACAUCGACUGGCGCGACGGCCGGGGGAAUCUGUGGCUGGCGUCCACCCUCGAGUACGUCGUGAUGUCGGGGGCCGUGCUCCAGGAUCAGCUCUCCGACACCUACCCACUGGUCUACACCCUCAUCCUGCGCGUCCACCUGGACAUGCUGCGAGAGCGCAUCCAGCGGUUGCGCACCGACGAGGCGAUGAGCGAGGCCGAGAACUACGAGGAGCUGGUCAACUGCAUCUUGGAUCACAAGAUUAUUAUAAUGUUCUGCGAUACGAUCAAGCCCGUUAUUUCGGGGACCAUCUUCACCCAGUUCCUGCUGUGCGGCAUUGUGCUGGGUCUGACGCUGAUCAACGUGUUCUUCUUCUCGGACCUGUGGACCGGCAUCGCCUCCUUCAUGUUCGUCAUCACCAUUCUCCUGCAGACGUUCCCCUUCUGCUACACCUGCAAUCUCAUCAUGGAGGACUGCGACGCCCUCACGCACGCCAUCUUCCAGUCCAAGUGGGUGGACGCCUCUCGCCGCUACAAGAUGACGCUCCUCUAUUUCCUGCAGAACGUGCAGCGGCCCAUCGUCUUCAUUGCCGGCGGCAUCUUUCAGAUAUCCAUGAGCAGCAACAUCAGCGUGGCCAAGUUCGCCUUCUCCGUCAUCACCAUCACCAAGCAAAUGAACAUAGCCGAUAAGUUUAAGGACGAAUGAGGAGGACUACUACUACUCUCUGGCUUAUCACCGUUCCCAUGAUUACCCCAUUGAUUUUCUAUAAAUAAGACGAGAUACAAACUUUUAAAUAACUCUGAAAAUGGCAAUUCCCACUCCCUUUCCUUCACACCAACAUCAAUAUCCCCCACCCGUCUAG
This is a messenger RNA of Drosophila pseudoobscura, 1929 nucleotides long. RefSeq names its product Odorant receptor 42b (gene Or42b). Bases 573 to 1772 code for a protein of 399 amino acids. The record is from RefSeq and is a predicted model, not a curated record. Gene Ontology annotation, biological process: sensory perception of smell; detection of chemical stimulus involved in sensory perception of smell. Gene Ontology annotation, molecular function: olfactory receptor activity; odorant binding. NCBI's taxonomy places the organism in Eukaryota, Metazoa, Arthropoda, Insecta, Diptera, Drosophilidae. The transcript is spliced from 3 exons. Gene Ontology annotation, cellular component: plasma membrane.